GCCAUUCACCCGCAAGCUCCCGGAGUUUAAGUUCUGGUGGAGCGGCACGAGGGCGACAGGGGUGGCACUGGCCAUGACCUUCCUCUCCAUGUUCGACUUGCCAGUGUAUUGGCCAAUCCUUUUAGCCUACUUCAUAUUGCUUCUAGUACUGACCAUGAAAGACCGCGUCAAGCACAUGAUCAAACAUAA
Messenger RNA from Symbiodinium sp. CCMP2456, 189 nucleotides. NCBI's taxonomy places the organism in Eukaryota, Dinophyceae, Suessiales, Symbiodiniaceae. The record is from the annotation of a GenBank genome assembly.